Molecule: messenger RNA, 1719 nt
Organism: Lodderomyces theae
Lineage: Eukaryota; Fungi; Ascomycota; Pichiomycetes; Serinales; Debaryomycetaceae
Exons: 1
Coding region: 1-1719 (572 amino acids)
Biological process (GO): transmembrane transport
Cellular component (GO): membrane
Molecular function (GO): transmembrane transporter activity
Source: RefSeq, a predicted model, not a curated record
AUGAGUCCGCCACCCAUUCUGCCAACCACAACAAUGACAACCCAGAACAGAGAAAUCUCAUCGGUCAAAUCCAAAGUCCACAUAGACGACCUCAACAUACGAUCAACUUUCUCACCAGCCCAGGGCAUAACCAUCACCGUUGAUCAUGAAGUCGACGCCGAUGAAGCAAAAGUGUUGGCAAUGGGGUACAAACAAGAGCUCAAACGUGAGUUUUCGCUUUGGUCGUUAUUUGGAAUGAGCUUUUCACUAUUGGGAUUGUUACCAUCAGUAGCUGCCACUUUCUUUUAUCAACAAUUAGUGAUCGGAAUGUCUCCGUUACCUUGGAUAAUUGCAAUUAUUUUCAUAACGUCAGUGGCAUUAUCAUUGGCGGAAAUAUCGUCGGCAUAUCCAUGUUCUGCCGGUGCUCCUUACGCAACAUCACAAUUGGCGCCUCCUAAAUACAAGGCUUUUUUUUCGUGGUUUGCUUAUUGGACAAAUUGGUUUUGUCAAAUUACGGGGUCCCCUGCGGUUAGUUCCACUUGUGCCAGUUUGAUGUUGGCUUUAUACUCAUUCAAUUCAUCAACGUACACACCGACAGCAGGACACAUUUUCGGAUUGUCCACGGGGAUUCAAAUUGUGUGUGGUAUAUUGUGCUCGUUGCCAUUGCGGUACGUGACCAAGUUUUGUUCAUUUACUGCUUGGUGUAAUGUGGCAUUUUUGAUUAUUGUAUUUGUGAUGCUUUUAGGUGGCAAUCAAAGAAUGGAGUUGAGUGAAGGAGCCACAACGAAGUUCAACUCAAAUUCAACGGCAUGGUCGUUGGAGAACCAAACUGAAUGGCCACAAGGCUUAACCUUUUUGAUCUCAUUCUUGGGUGUGAUUUGGACAAUGUCUGGUUAUGACUCACCAUUCCAUUUAGCUGAAGAAUGUUCAAAUGCCGCAGUAGCAGUACCUCGCGCAAUUGUAAUGACCAGUGUUGUUGGUGGUAUUAUUGGGUUUUUCUUUAUGAUUGCAAUUGCUUAUACGUUGGUUAGUAUUCCACUAGUGGCUGAGGAUACAUUGGGACUUGGUCAACCAUUUGUUUCAUACAUGGUGCAAGUAAUGAAACACAAGUUGGUGGUUGCUUCAACUGCAUUUACGGCAAUCUCAUCUUUUUUCAUGUCAUUGAACUGUUUAUUGACGUCGUCAAGAGUGACAUUUGCCUAUUCAAGAGACGGAUUAUUACCAGGAUCAGACAUUUGGAAAAAGGUUAAUCCAGUGACACGUACACCAAUCUACGCAGUUGCAAUCAAUAUAAUCAUUGGUGAAUUGCUACUAUUGUUGAAAUUUGCCGGUGAUGUGGCCAUAGGUGCAAUCUUUUCAGUUGGUGCUAUAGCUGCGUUCACAUCCUUCACAUUGCCAACGCUUUUCAAACUAACCACAGCUAAAAACACGUUUAAACCAGGACCAUGGAACUUGGGCAAGUUUUCCCAACCAAUAGGGUGGGUAUCUGUGGCGUUUGUGGUCAUGAUGAUUCCUAUCUUGUGUUUCCCCACAGUCAAAGGCAAGGACCUCCAUCCAAAGGAAAUGAAUUGGACUGCGUUGGUUUAUUUUGGGCCCAUGCUACUCGUCACUAUAUGGUAUUUUGUUGAUGCGCAUAAAUGGUACAAGGGACCCAAGAGCAAUAUUGAUGAGGCUGACAUUGUGUAUGAUGCGGAUGCGAUUGAAGAUGGAAGUGAAGUGGGUGAAGAAGAAAAGAGGUAA